GUGGUUUCAACCUCAGAUCUCUAGCAAGAGCCACGAAGAAGAAAACAGUCUAAAGAAAGAGAGGGGUUUUCUGUGACAUCCAGAAAACAUCCCUGUGCUCCCCACAAGCAGGAGAAAUGAAGCCCCUCGUCAAUGUACACGGACCCGGCAACGACAGCGCCAGGAACAAUUCAGACUGUCCUCACGUGGUGCUGCCAGAGGAGGUGUUCUUCACCAUCUCCAUCGUGGGGGUUUUGGAGAACCUGCUGGUCCUUCUGGCCGUGAUCAGGAAUAAGAACCUCCAGUCCCCCAUGUACCUCUUCAUCUGCAGCUUGGCCGUUUCCGACAUGCUGGGCAGCCUGUAUAAGAUCUUGGAAAACAUCCUGAUCAUGUUCAGGAACACGGGGUACCUCGAGCCACGCGGCACUUUCGAAACCACCGCGGACGACAUCAUCGACUCCCUGUUUGUCCUCUCCCUGCUCGGCUCCAUCUCCAGCCUGUCCGUCAUCGCGGCCGACCGCUACCUCACCAUCUUCCACGCCCUGCAGUACCACAGCAUCAUGACCAUGCGCCGCACCGUGGUCAUCCUGGGGGUCGUCUGGACCUUCUGCACGGGGAGCAGCAUCACCAUGGUCAUCUUCUCCCACCACGUCCCCACGGUGCUCACCUUCGCCUCCCUGUUCCCCCUGAUGCUGGUCUUCAUCCUGGGCCUCUACGUGCACAUGUUCCUGCUGGCCCGCUCCCACGCCAGGAAGAUCUCCAGGCUUCCCAGGACCAACAUGAAGGGGGCCCUCACGCUGACCAUUCUGCUGGGAGUCUUCAUCUUCUGUUGGGCGCCCUUUGUCCUCCACAUCCUCUUAAUGACAUUCUGCCCAAACAACCCCUACUGUGCCUGCUACAUGUCUCUCUUCCAGGUGAACGGCAUGCUGAUCAUGUGCAACGCGGUCAUCGACCCCCUCAUCUACGCCUUCCGGAGCCCAGAGCUCAGGCAUGCCUUCAAAAACAUGCUCUUCUGCAGCAGGUGCCAGUGGAAGUGCUGAUCCCUGAUUUUAGGAUAUCCAUGAGGAUUAUGCUAUUAGGACAGAAUGACAGAACAGAUUAUAUAACAAUAAAUUAUAUAACAACAGGCACAAAUUAUAUAACUAGAAAAUUAGGCACUAAAAUAAAGGUUAGAAUGCAAAAGCACACACAGCAAUACAAAUGUGAGGGCUUUGGGCCAUAAAACAAAAACUCUUUCGUGUCUGCAUAUCUAAAAAUCCAGUUUGUCUAAGCUGAGGACCAUUGCAACUGAACUCUAGAAGUUCAAGAACUUACCUGGGCAAGUGUGUUGGUCUGCUUUCUAUUACUGUGACAAACAGUAUGAGAUUAAUCAGCUUAAAAAGAGGAAAGGCUUAUUUUAGAGGAAAUGUUCAUGAUCCGUUGGUUCCAGUGCUUUGGGCCUGUGGUGAAACAACAUAUCAUGCCAGGAAAUAAGAAGAAAGACAGAAAGAGACCAGCACCUCACAGUGCCCUUUAGGACAAAAUCUCAAUGACCUCAAAACUCCCUCUAGGGGCUAUCUCUUAAAGGUUCCACCACCACAUAAUGGCAUCAAACUAGGAACCCAACCUUUCACAGGUAGGCUUCUGAGGGCCACAUAUCCAAACAGCAGCAGCAUUCACUCAGGGCAGAAAGUUUAGUGUCUUUGUAAGCCAAAGGUGCCCAAUAAUUGCUGUGGCUGAAUUUGCUUAUCUCCCACAGCCAUUCAGAAUCCCACCCUGCCUCCCACUCCUCCGCCUGCCUGAUAUAUUGUAAGCCACUUCAAAUCUUGGAAGCAGCCAGAGUCUCAAUUAUAAAUGUCAAAUAACUCAACUGUAUUUCCAAUAAUAAGAGUAUCUAUUUUACCUAGGAAUCUUCUUUGCUUGCUUGGUAUCCCACUGGCCCUAAAAAUCUAUUCCUGGUUAAAUCUCCUCAUUCAUUAGAAGCAACAUUUCAAAGGAGGAAAUAAAAAUGUAAUCUACUUAAUCCUA
Molecule: messenger RNA, 1986 nt
Organism: Marmota monax (woodchuck)
Lineage: Eukaryota; Metazoa; Chordata; Mammalia; Rodentia; Sciuridae
Gene: Mc2r
Product: melanocortin 2 receptor
Exons: 1
Coding region: 117-1019 (300 amino acids)
Biological process (GO): G protein-coupled receptor signaling pathway
Cellular component (GO): membrane
Molecular function (GO): corticotropin receptor activity
Source: RefSeq, a predicted model, not a curated record